Molecule: messenger RNA, 1931 nt
Organism: Suricata suricatta (meerkat)
Lineage: Eukaryota; Metazoa; Chordata; Mammalia; Carnivora; Herpestidae
Gene: CORO2A
Product: coronin 2A
Exons: 13
Coding region: 267-1814 (515 amino acids)
Biological process (GO): actin filament organization
Molecular function (GO): actin filament binding
Source: RefSeq, a predicted model, not a curated record
CAAGUCCUGUUGCUGUUCCUAAGGCUUCUCCAGGGUGUGGGCUGGGGCUGGGGGAUCAAGCCUGCUCCAGCCAGAGCCCCCUCCAUGACACUCCCCUUCACACCUGGCUGAACCAGGUAAGGCCCAGCCAGUGCACGAGGAGGCGGAAAUGAACCUCGGGCAGUGCCUUGGAGUCCAAGAUUGCAGACAACAAAAGACCCAGUGAAACGAAAGAAGCCACGCCUCUGAGGAGGGAGACCUGACCUGGCCAGGACCGUGCUCUGUAGAUGUCAUGGCAUCCCCAGUACCGGAGCUCCAAGUUCCGCCACGUCUUCGGCAAACCGGCCAGCAAGGAGAAUUGCUACGACUCGGUGCCCAUCACCCACAGCGUCCACGACAAUCACUUCUGCGCCGUGAACCCCCAUUUCAUUGCAGUCGUGACUGAGUGCGCUGGUGGGGGGGCCUUCCUCGUCAUACCCUUGAACCAGACAGGAAAGUUGGACCCCCACUACCCAAAGGUCUGCGGGCACAAAGGGAACGUCUUAGACAUCAAGUGGAAUCCUUUUAAUGAUUUUGAGAUCGCCUCCUGUUCUGAAGACGCCACAAUUAAGAUCUGGGACAUCCCCACGCAACUGCUGACAAGGAACCUCACAGUCUUCAGGAAGGAGCUGACGGGCCAUGCCCGCAGGGUGGGCCUGGUGGAGUGGCACCCCACAGCCGCCAACAUCCUCUUCAGCUCUGGCUACGACUAUAAGGUGAUGGUCUGGAACCUGGACACAACGGAGUCUGUAAUCGUUAACCCCGUGAGGACGAUUUGCUGCCACCAAGACGUGAUCCUUUCCAUGUCCUUCAACACCAAUGGCAGCCUGCUGGCCACCACCUGUAAAGACCGCAAGAUUCGGAUUCUCGACCCCCGGGCAGGGGCCGUCCUCCAGGAAGCCAGCUACAAGGGACACCGAGCCAACAAAGUGCUGUUUCUGGGGAACCUGAAGAAGCUGCUGUCCACAGGCACAUCCCGGUGGAACAACCGCCAGAUGGCCGUGUGGGACCAGGACAACCUCUCCGUGCCUCUCACCGAGGAGGACCUGGAUGGCUCCUCAGGGGUGCUGUUCCCCUUCUAUGACGCAGACACCAGCAUGCUCUACGUGGUGGGGAAGGGAGAUGGAAACAUCCGCUACUAUGAAGUGAGCGCUGACAAACCUCACCUCAACUACCUGACAGAAUACCGCUCCUACAACCCCCAGAAGGGGAUUGGUGUCAUGCCAAAGAGAGGUCUCGACGUAUCCUCCUGCGAGAUCUUCCGCUUCUAUAAGCUGAUUACGACCAAAAGCCUCAUUGAGCCUGUAUCCAUGAUUGUACCCCGGCGGUCGGAGUCUUACCAAGAGGACAUCUACCCGCCCACGGCGGGAGCCCAGCCCUCUAUGACGGCCCAGGAAUGGCUCUGCGGGAUGGAUAAAGGGCCGGUCCUGGUGUCCCUGAGGCCAGGCUCCGAGCAGCUGUGCCCCCGGCCGCUGCUCCCAGAGAGACCCCCCUCCCUCAACCAGACAGGACGGUUGGCUGUACAAGAUGGCCAGAGAACCUUCUCCCUGCGGGAGGAGACGGUGCCGAGGUGGGCAGCCGAACACAGGCUGGAAGAGAAGAAAACGCGGCUCACAAACGGCUUUGACAUCUUCGAGUGCCCCCCACCAAAGACAGAGAACGAGCUGCUCCAGAUGUUCUACCGACAACAGGAGGAGAUCCGGAGGCUCCGGGAGCUGGUGACCCAGCGCGAGGUCCAGGCCAAACAGUUGGAACUGGAGAUCAAAAACUUGCGGAUGGGCUCAGAGAGGUUCUGAGCAGAGAGAAAAUGAAACUCUCGGUCGCUGGAAGAUGCUAGUGGGAGGGACGUGGUGCCGUUUUUCUAUUUGCCUUCUCAAAACAACACUGUCUGAAUUGACUCUUUGUAGACAGCA